AUGCGUGCGUGUGUGUGAGUGCAACUGUCGGAAUUUGACUAUUAAUUUUUUUUGUACGACAAAAAAGAAAAGAAUUAUUGGAAUUCCAUUUAUCUUUUCUUUAAUAUUCUAAAUAUAAGUUAAUAAACAUAAUGGCAUUGAAUCCACAAUACGAAGAUAUAGGCAAAGGAUUUGUCCAACAGUACUAUGCCAUAUUCGAUGAUCCGCUGCAACGAGCAAAUGUGGUUAACUUCUAUAGCACCACAGAUUCCUUUAUGUCCUUUGAGGGCUUACAAAUUCAGGGAGCACCAAAAAUUAUGGAAAAAUUAAAUAGCCUUACAUUUCAAAAAAUUUCUCGCGUCAUAACAGCUGUAGAUUCUCAACCUAUGUAUGAUGGUGGUGUUUUAAUUAAUGUUCUUGGACGUUUACAGUGCGAUGAAGAUCCUCCACAUGCAUUCUCUCAAAUUUUCGUUUUGAGACCAUUGGCUGGAACAUUUUUCUGUGCCCAUGAUAUUUUCCGUUUAAAUAUCCAUAAUUCGGCCUAAAUAAACCAAUUUAAUGAUCCUGCUCGCAUGUGCUUUUCUUAUUAUUUUUCUAAAGCAUUAUUUUAAUAAAUAAUAAUUAUGAUGAACAAAAAUUUAUAAAAA
Molecule: messenger RNA, 626 nt
Organism: Calliphora vicina (urban bluebottle blowfly)
Lineage: Eukaryota; Metazoa; Arthropoda; Insecta; Diptera; Calliphoridae
Product: probable nuclear transport factor 2
Exons: 4
Coding region: 132-524 (130 amino acids)
Biological process (GO): protein import into nucleus
Cellular component (GO): nuclear pore central transport channel
Molecular function (GO): nuclear import signal receptor activity
Source: RefSeq, a predicted model, not a curated record